UCCAAUAACUGGGGAAGAUAAACAGCGCAUCUACUAUCCAUGGAGAUUCUAAGUAAUAAUCAAACUCCAAGGGAAAAAAAAUCCUCCACCAAAUUCUCAAACGUAAACUAUCAGACCUUUGGAAGCCUACAGAGGCAUUUCCUCUAAUUGACCUUGGCGAGGACUACUAUACAGUGAAGUUCAACAAAGAGAAAAAUAUGGUAAAUGCAUUACAAUGGUCUCUGGUUCAUCUUUGGAUAGUUCUUAUCGGUGCAACGCUGGGAACCUAACUUUGUACCUUCAAAAUCCAAACAAACACUUACUGCAAUUUGGAUACGCCUACCACAAUUUCCCACAGAGUUUUAUGAUGAGAAAAUUCUAAAAAAAAAAGUGGGCAACACAAUUGGAAGGCUACUCAAGGUCUGCACAUCAACAGCUUUACGUGGGCGUUAUGCCAGAAUUUGUGUAGAAUUACCUUUGAACAAACAGGUUAAAUCCAAUGUGUGGAUUGGUUCCCACAAACAGCAAAUCCUAUACGAGUGUGACAAACUUCUAUGCCUAAUCUGUGGACACUUGGGUCACUCUACUGGACAAUGCACAACAAUGAAGCAGCAACCAACAAUUUCAAUAACAAAAGAAAAAGAAAAAGAAGAAGAAAAAGGGCAAAUCAGCUACAUGCAGGAGCAACAACCCAGGACUAAGGAGGAGUGGAAGACAGUCACCUUCCACAAAGGAAAGAAAAAGCUCACGAUGAAUGAAAGCAAAGAAUCUCCGUCAAGGGCAGGUAUAAAUGUCAAUAUCUUCGAUGCUACUACAGGCACUUCAAGAAGGGCUACAACUGGCACACAGGUUCAAUAUAUUUUCGUUGGAGACAGAAAUAGAAUCAACAGAGGUGAUAAACGCUAUUAGCAACGGACAUGUCAUACUAGCUAAUCUGAUUCACUCUUGCAAGUCAUUAAUGCGCCAGGAGAAAGGCUUUCUACUUCGACAUAACUUUAGGCAAGGAAAUGCAAUUGCGGAUGCUCUAGCAAAGGAAGCAAAAAAUCAAGAAAACAAACAAUAUUUGCCGGGGAAAACAAAACUAUUUGUUGUACCGCCUUUUUUUGUGGAACGAAUGCUUACCAAGGAUAUGAGCGGGGAAUGCAAAUCUUCAAAAUAACUACCUAUUUCUAUUUGUAAUAUGCUUAGAACCCUAGGAAACCAAAACAUUGCAAGUGAUAAUAGCUUUUUGCAUGCAGGGUUAUCCUACCCCAAUGAAACUUCAAGUGGCACUAUGAUAUGUAAUAUGUUAAACGCUGCUUAGUAAGCAAUAUAUAAUCUUAUUACUACUCAAAAAAAGAGUAGUGUAGUUAACAAAUA
Messenger RNA from Nicotiana attenuata, 1338 nucleotides. RefSeq lists its product as uncharacterized. Lineage: Eukaryota; Viridiplantae; Streptophyta; Magnoliopsida; Solanales; Solanaceae. The transcript has 2 exons. Bases 583 to 888 code for a protein of 101 amino acids. The record is from RefSeq and is a predicted model, not a curated record.